UUAAGAUAAUAAGCGUUGCGUCACGAAAUCUCGAUAUGGCCGUUAGUCGUAGAUAGUCGACCCACCGUCGUCAAUGAUGGCGCACGCUGACCAAACUCUAGCCGAGGUCCUGCGCGACAUAGCUCGCGACCAACACUACGACGACCCGCAUAUUGACAUCGACCCUAUUAACAGCGGCGGCGCAAAUUACACCUCAAAACUGUAUCUAGCGACUAUAACCUCCCAAGGAAAGGAUAAAAUCGAUGUCUUCGCUAAAGUUGGAUCAAUCAACGAACAAAUCAGAGCCCAAAUGAACGCCGAUUGCCUGUUUCGCACCGAACAUAUUAUUUACACUAAACUCAUUAAAAUCUGGGACAGUUUACAAGAAAAAUAUCAAGUGCCUGACGAACACAGAUUCGUAUUUCCAAAAUAUUUUGGGGGCAAUCUGAAGAAAGGGAGAGAGACGGUGGUGUUGGAGAAUCUGAUCACUGCCGGUUAUAGAAGUUACGAUAGAUUUAAGUCUGUAGAUUGGGAUUAUGCAUCGAAAUCCGUCGAGUCUUUAGCUAAAUAUCACGCACUGUCAAUUAUUCUAGAGAAAGAAGACCCAGAGGAGUAUAGAAAAUUCAGUGACCAAUUUAAAUUUGAAAUGGUAGAUGAUGAUGAGACUCAAAGAGAAAUGUGGGCGAAGGUGGUGGAGGACGCUGUUGCGUUGAUAGACGAGGAGUUGAGGGAGAAAGUGGUAAAAUUUUUGCAGAGGGAUGUUCGACAAAUGUACAUAGACUUCAAAACCCCCAGGGGGCUACCAGUAUUAGUGCACGGAGAUUAUAGACCUAGCAACCUACUCUAUAGAAGACAGAACAACGAAUUGGAAGUGUUACCGAUAGAUUAUCAAACGGUCCACACCGGGUGUCCGGCGAGUGACCUCAUAUAUUUCGUGGUGACUGCUACUGACGAGGAAUUCAGAAGAGAGCACUACCAGCGGCUGGUGGAUCAUUACCAUCAGACGCUCGGGCACGCGCUACGCCUUUACAAACUGGACGUCGAACAGAUCUACCCUAGGACCAAGUUCGACGACGAUUUGAAAGAGUUGAUGUCCUCGGCACUGAUGCUGGGCAUGAUGGUCCUGCCUGUGGUGCUAGUGGAUGCAGAGUGUGCACCGCGCAUGGAGACUGCCACCGGCAUCGACAGCUUCCUCAUCAAGCCCACACAGUUCUUCGCCGAGCGGCUCGCCGGAAUCGUCAGGGAUCUGGUGCGGUGGGAUGUCAUAUAGACUUGGAAGCUGUUGAUUACCUCUGCCAGUAAUAGAGGAUACGCCCCUGAUUGAAAUUUUAAGGUCUUUCAAUUGAAUAAGAAACGUGGUCGUAAUAAUAAUAAUAAAGAGAGUGAAAGUUUUUUUUAAAUUAAAUAUGAGAUUUAUUUAAUGUUUACUUUAAAACUAAUGUGGGGUUGAAGUGGGUCGUCCUCUGUCUCUGUCGCACCGUACGACAGAGUCAGAAGAUGACCCACUCCACCUAUUGUGGUUUAUUAUCUUAUGACGUUAUAACGAUAUGUUUCCAUCCAUUUACAAUCGAUAUUUAAAUUAUUACUUUCUCAGUAAACUAAUAAAAUAUUUUAUUUAAUCAUGCACUUUUUGUUUUCUUUUGAACUAUUUGUAUAUGAGAAAAAAUAAGUUUAGUAUUUAAAUCCCUAGUUAUUUUUUUUUGUGUUGUCUAGGUUCAAGCUCAUGGUGAGUGUAAUGGUAGAGUUAGCGAGCGUCAUUAAAUUCGAAUAACAAUCAAAAGAUAAAAAUGUUUUCUUA
Messenger RNA from Diatraea saccharalis (sugarcane borer), 1777 nucleotides. NCBI's taxonomy places the organism in Eukaryota, Metazoa, Arthropoda, Insecta, Lepidoptera, Crambidae. The record is from the annotation of a GenBank genome assembly.